Dracunculus medinensis (Guinea worm) is the source of this 807-nucleotide messenger RNA. NCBI's taxonomy places the organism in Eukaryota, Metazoa, Nematoda, Chromadorea, Rhabditida, Dracunculidae. The record is from the annotation of a GenBank genome assembly.
AUGUCGGGGACGAGGAGUUGGCUUCUGCCUUGUAGUUCAGGAUGUUGUACAGGAGUAAGUCAUAAAAUAGCUGUUAAAGUGAACGGUCGAAUAAUGUUUGCCUUACUUCUUCUUUUUUUGGCCUUCGAUUUAUCCUUACAACAGCAGCAGGUUGCUGACUUGAACCUUCUCGCCGAACUGGAUCGAAUUGUACAAAAUAAUGCAACUGGAAUCUCAGGUGUUUGUUCCACUGAUAAUGAAUGCAGAGUAUUUGAAUAUUGUUCGUUUAAUCGCUGUGUAUCGGAUACGAGGAAUUGCCCGGGUGGUACUUGUCCAAUGGGAACAGUUUGUAUCGGCAAUCAGUGUAUUCGGGAUCCAAUAAUAGCGACGACACCGUUGACAGCGCAAGUACAAAGAAAAUGCCCUCAUCAGUGGAUAUUUAAUCAACAAUUCAACGCAUGCUAUUUUGUCGGUCGUGGGCCAUACAGCUACGAAGGAGCUAAUACUGAAUGCACAGCUCGUGGUGGACAUGUCGCAUCUGUGCAUUCAAUGGAAGAAAUGAACUUUAUAAACAAUCUUGUUGGUAGCGGCGCAUACUGGAUUGGACUUCGCAAAAGCGGUAGUUUCUUUCCGAGUUUCACAUGGGAAGAUGGAAGCCCAGUUGAUUUCAAAAAUUUCCGAAAGAGCCAACCGGACAAUUGUUGUGGAGUUGGUGCCGAAUGCACGCUAGUAAAUUACGUUGGCAAUAAGGGUGAAUGGGAUGACGCUAGUUGCAAUAAACUGUGGCGUAAUCCAACAAAUAUCGUUUGUAAGAGAGCACCGCAAUGA